Messenger RNA from Lactuca virosa, 612 nucleotides. NCBI's taxonomy places the organism in Eukaryota, Viridiplantae, Streptophyta, Magnoliopsida, Asterales, Asteraceae. The record is from the annotation of a GenBank genome assembly.
AAUUCCUGCAAGGAAGCGAUUGGUAAAUUUCAAGUUUCAAAGAUCAACCUCUAUUUUACCCGACGGAACCCUAAUUUACAUCUGAAAGUCCUAAGAGGAUUAUCGAUGGCUACCGGAUUGAAGAAACAUUUAGGCAAUGCCAGAUCGGUCGUCGGAAACGCAAUGGGUGGUCUCCGUGGAGGAAGCAACCUAGCAUCUUGGGUGGUGGCCGGAACCUUAGCGUACUUUCUGUGGGUCAAGCCUUCCCAAGAGCUCAAGAGAGAACAACAAGAGCGAGCUGCGCUUGCGGCAGCGUCGGAUCGUUAUCGAUAUGUUGAGAAAGUAAAACCGAUUCCAGAUCUUCAGGAAACUGGGCUCAUUUAUGGGAACAAAAGUCGAAGUAAUACUCCUGAAAACUGAUUGAGAUGAUUCUGGGAGAGGGGUAAAGGUAAUUUUGUUACUUACUUCACAGUCGAAGGGUUUGAUGUAGUAUACAGUGAUUGUGAAACUUUUGGUGUUAUUAUGUUAAGAAAUAUAUGAGAGAAAGAGUUAUAGUUAUUCUAUAUUUGCAGAGAGCUUGUGCAUUGUAAUAAUGUCUCCAUGUAAUCUCUUAUGAGGAGGACACAAAUUGAC